ACCCCCUCUCAUGCACUACUCACUGCGAAACUAAAGCCUAGUUUUUAUUAGCAAACUCUUCGUGUAGGGAGGAGAGGCAUUUAAUAAUGUCGACCAACUAUGGUUACCUCUACAAUAUUGAGGGAUGGGGCGACCCUUACUUCGCCGUUAACUCUAGCGGAAACAUCUCCGUUAAGACUAACGGCGUUGAGACCACCUCUGAGCAGGAGAUUGAUCUCCUCGCAGCGGUGAAGGCCGCGACUGCGAAGAAUCUCCAGUUCCCGCUCAUCCUCCGCUUCCCGGACGUGCUAAAGCACCGUUUGGACUCGCUCUAUACUGCGUUCAUUAAUGCCAUUCAGUAUACGGGCUACAACUCCCACUAUCAGGGGGUGUUUCCCGUGAAGGUGAAUCAGAACAAGGACGUAGUGGACAACCUGGUCAAUUUUGGGAAGGGCCACGUGGUCAAAUUUGGGGAAGACCACUACUACAACUUCGGACUCGAGGCCGGGUCGAAACCGGAGCUCCUCCUCGCCAUGCACAGCCUUAUCAACGGAAGCCCGGAGGCGUACCUGGUGUGCAACGGCUACAAGGACAUGGACUACAUCUCCCUCGCCCUCGUGGCGCGCACCAUCAAACUCAACACAAUCAUCGUGCUCGAGUUGGAGGAUGAGGUCGACACGGUGGUGGCGGCGAGCAAGAAGCUCAAUAUCCGCCCCGUGCUCGGCAUCCGUGCGAGGCUGCUCACCACCAACCCGGGCCACUUCGGGUCCACCUCGGGCAAGCACGGCAAGUUCGGGCUUUUGGAGGCCCAAAUCUAUGCCGUUGCAAAGAAGCUAGAACAACUCGGCAUGCUCGAUUGCCUCAAACUACUUCACUUCCACAUCGGGUCGCAAAUCCCCACCACAUCCAUUCUCAGCAGUGCAGUGCGCGAGGCUUCCGGGUACUACUGCAACCUGGUGAAGAUGGGGGCACCGAUGGGCACCCUCGACAUCGGCGGGGGGCUCGGGAUCGACUAUGAUGGGACGCGGUCGGGGUCCUCAGACAUGUCGGUGGCGUACGGCUUUGAAGAAUAUGCGUCGGCGGUGGUGCAGGCUGCGAAGCUCGUGUGCAACCAGAAUGGUGUGCAGCAUCCGGUGCUGUGCAGCGAGAGUGGCCGCGCCCUCGCGUCCCACCACUCCAUCCUGAUAUACGAUGCACUGUCGGUCGUGGAGGAUCCCAGCGACUCGGUCUCAUCCGACGAAUUAAUCAGCCGCCUGGACGAGCUCGUCGGAAACCCGACGAAGCUUCACGCCAACCUCAAAUCCGCCGUCCGAUCAAGGGACAGCAACAACAACACUUCCAGAGCACACGCAGACCAGCUCAAGAAGCACGGGGUCGAGAUCUUCAAGCUCAGCAGGCGUCUGGCGAAGCAGCUGGAGGCAGCCGGGGAGACGACCUACUCGUACCACGCGAACCUGUCGGUCUUCUCGCUCACGCCGGACUUCUGGGGUAUCAAGCAGCUUUUCCCGAUCCUGCCGAUACACCGGCUGAAUGAGCAGCCGACGCAGAAGGGCACGCUCAUCGACCUCACAUGCGACAGCGACGGCAAGAUCGACCAGUUCAUUGGCGAGGCCCUGACUCUCCCCCUCCAUGCCUUGGAACAAAGUGGCGGCGGGUACUAUAUCGGGACCUUCCUGGCGGGAGCGUACCAGGAGCCACUGGGAUGCAAGCACAAUCUGUUCGGUGGGCCGACUUUGGUUCGGGUGGAUAGCACGGCCGGGAGCUCCGGAGGAUUUACCGUGGAGCUAUUGGCGACCGGGCCCUCGGCAGCGGAUCAAUUGAAAGCGAUGCAUCACGACCCCGAUGAGAUAAUGAAUGAUAUCGCCAAGCAGGGCGCAGAGGCCGACGACUGGACGGAGAACAUCGUGAAAAAGGUGCUCGGCGACAUGCCUUACCUCUUUGGUGCGGCGUAGGCCGACGUUAUGCAUGCGCUCGAUAUGUAUAGUACUUGUCGCGUACGUGGCAUUUAGUACGUUAAAUAAUGUGGCCUUACUAUGUUAGCCCCGACAUCGUAUGCGCAUGCGAGAGGUUCGCGUGUGGUUGUUAAAUAAAGCCUGAAAAAUAUAUAUGCUCAGGCGAGAGGUUCGUGUGUGGUUGUUAUGUAGGCUUGAUGCCUAUGAUAAUGAGAAUAAUUCUCUUCUAUAAAUUUGGUUUGGCGAUUUAUUUGGUA
Messenger RNA from Ananas comosus (pineapple), 2188 nucleotides. Its product is annotated as arginine decarboxylase 2-like. Gene Ontology annotation, biological process: spermidine biosynthetic process; L-arginine catabolic process. Bases 87 to 1931 code for a protein of 614 amino acids. Lineage: Eukaryota; Viridiplantae; Streptophyta; Magnoliopsida; Poales; Bromeliaceae. Gene Ontology annotation, molecular function: arginine decarboxylase activity. The record is from RefSeq and is a predicted model, not a curated record. The transcript is spliced from 3 exons.